CACAGCAAAAGCCAUUGCCAAAGCUUGGAAACCCUAUCAAUAUCAUCUCAAUCCAGCAAUGGCGAAGGGCUUCCGCGGCGUCAAGGAGGACCUCUCCGAGCUUGGACGUCACCUUCUCGACAUCGCCUGCUUCCUUGGCCCGCUCACCGCCGUACCUUACCACAAGAACUCCCCGCCGCCCUCUCGCGCCGCCGUUUUCGAUGAUCUCUCUGAGGUGGAUGGGCGAUUCGAUUCCAGCCCUGGAAGGGACGUCGCCGGUGUUGUUUUGGUGUCGGAGGAUGUGCGGAACUUCGUUGAGGAUCUUGUUAAGCUGCCGGAGUCUUGGUUGGAGUUCCCUGUUCCUCUUGAUGAUUGCUUUGCAGAUUUUGAUAUGUCCGGCCCACAAAGAGAACAUAUAAUCGUUGUUGAACAGUUGGUUCCAAGUUUGGCUGAUCUAAAGGUUACUCUUUGUCCAAGCCAUAUGUCUGUGGAGCACUUCUGGAAAGUGUACUUUGCAUUAUUGCAUCCAAGGCUGAAUAAGUAUGAGGCAGAGGUUUUGUCAACCCAGAAGAUUGUGGAAGCGGCAAAGGCUACCCUGAAGAAGAUGGAAGAAAGAGUGGAUCAUCCAUUGAAAAAUCCUGGGACAGUUGGCAGUGACGAGAUAAGCAUAGUUGAAGAUGACACUCAAGAGAAGCAUUGUCGGACAACCAGUGAAAUAUCAACUCAGCAGUACAUCGAGCGGCAGUGGGAAAACCGUAGUGAAUCAGAUGCUGCAUCAUGUGACACCAGAAAACAGUUUCAGAGUGAAGAUGAUGUUUCAUUCAGUGGCACAGAAGAGGAAGAUCAUGUGAUUGUGUCAAAACAUUUAUCUUCAUUAACGGCAGGGCAAGCUUCUAGCUCCUCGGCAAAUUGGGUGCAGUUGAGGAAAAGGUCCUAUGCUUCUAGAGACCGUCCGAUGACCGCCCAUCACACAUCCGAAGAGAGGAAGAAGGUGAACGUCGAGUCAAGCGAAUGGCAAAGCGCAGAAGAGUCCGACUUCGAAAUGGUGGAAAGAUCAACUUAGGGUUCUCAUUUGAAGAUAUUGUUCAUCCUUGUGUUAUUAUCUUAUUAUAUUUUUCUAUGUUCAACACUGUAAAUGAAGUAUCCAGGACCUCCUGUUCAGUGAAUUAGAAGCUAAUAUAAUCAACUGCAUAAUGUAUCACGAAUUUUCUGAUCUCUGUCAUAAAUAUAUAGAUAAAUGCAAGCCUUUGUUUUUCA
Messenger RNA from Dioscorea cayenensis subsp. rotundata (Guinea yam), 1236 nucleotides. RefSeq lists its product as uncharacterized. The transcript is spliced from 3 exons. Lineage: Eukaryota; Viridiplantae; Streptophyta; Magnoliopsida; Dioscoreales; Dioscoreaceae. The record is from RefSeq and is a predicted model, not a curated record. Bases 59 to 1042 code for a protein of 327 amino acids.